Nymphalis io (European peacock) is the source of this 999-nucleotide messenger RNA. RefSeq lists its product as uncharacterized. Bases 1 to 999 code for a protein of 332 amino acids. The transcript has a single exon. The record is from RefSeq and is a predicted model, not a curated record. Lineage: Eukaryota; Metazoa; Arthropoda; Insecta; Lepidoptera; Nymphalidae. Gene Ontology annotation, biological process: DNA integration. Gene Ontology annotation, molecular function: nucleic acid binding.
AUGAACACAGACAUCGGUACAUGGACUAAGGCGUGUAUUAAUUGUCAACGAGCAAAAAUACAUCGACACGUCAUCACACCCUUAGGCGAGUUCCCGCCGUCACAGCGCUUCGAACAUAUACACAUCGACAUAGUCGGACCGCUAAGACCGUCGAAGGAGUGUCGAUAUCUAGUGACUAUGAUCGAUCGCUGUACGAAGUGGCCCGAAGCAGUACCGAUACAAGAUAUAACAGCUGAAAACGUCGCAAAAGCCUUAUACGAACAAUGGAUCGCACGUUUCGGUUGCCCGCUGCGUAUAUCAACGGAUCAAGGACGUCAGUUCGAAUCCGAGCUAUUCAAUUCUCUCAUGAAAAGAUUCGGAAUUACAAGAAUUCGAACUACUGCAUACCACCCGCAAUCGAAUGGCCAAAUUGAGCGAUGGCACCGAACCCUGAAAGCUGCACUGAUAGCGCGCGAAGCUACAAUUCAAUGGACGGACGAGUUACCCACCAUGCUACUCGGUUUACGCACGGCGUUACGCAGCGAUAACAACUUUAGUCCGGCAAUUAUUACCUACGGUACUACUCUGCGCAUACCUGCAGAUUUCUUCGUACCUACACAGUCGAAGAUUGACGACGCCGAGUAUGUACGCCGCCUCACCGAGAACAUGGCAACGCUACAACCAACGCCGCGCUCGCACACGCCGCAAAACAAACCAUUUGUUUACAAAGACCUAGCGACGUGUACGCAUGUAUUCGUGCGCAACGAUACAGUUCGAGCUCCACUAACUUCGCCGUACGAUGGGCCUUACGAAAUUUUGAAACGCUACGACAAGUACUUCCAGAUACAUCUGCCAACACGCACGACAGUUGUCGCAUUGGACAGACUCAAGCCAGCAUAUACAUACAACGAGUCGCCAUCGUCUGAGGACCCACCGGUCAGCAGCAGAUGCCAGGACAACUCUCCGACCUACACGACGAGAUCUGGAAGAAAAGUCAAGCCAUCCGUACGAUUUUCUUGA